AUAAUGCAGCUCAUAUUAUGUAAUGCACGUGCUUAUAUUUCCUGUUUCAGAUUCUGUUUGGAGAUGAUGGCUUCAUGUACCUUUUUAUUGGAGAUGGUGGGAAAGCGGGUGACCCACUAAAUUCCGGACAAGACAUGUUCUCGUUGCUCGGAAAAGUUGUUCGCAUUGACGUGGGCCGUGCUGACAUAGUUCGACAACGGGAGUACAGCAUUCCACCAGACAACCCGUUUGCUGAUGGAAUCAAAGGUCUUCCAGAGAUUUAUGCCUACGGAAUAAGGAACAUUUGGCGCUGCGGCAAAGAUCGUGGUGAUGCAGUCACAGGUGAAGGCAAAGGUCGAAUACUCUGUGGUGAUGUGGGACAGAGUAAUCGAGAAGAGAUCAAUCUUAUUGAGAAGGGUGCUAACUUUGGCUGGAAAAUCAAGGAAGGCAAUGCAGACUACUGCAAAAAGUGUAAAUCAGCAUUCCUCAAUGAGACCCUUACCGCCCCAAUCUAUGACUAUGGGCAUCGUGUGGGUAAGUCAGUGACAGGCGGACACUUCUACAGGGGAUGUCAGAGCCCCAAUCUCAAUGGCUUCUACAUCUACGGAGAUUUCAUGAGUGGUCGGUUGUUCCGUCUGCUGCAUCGCCCGGGCAACAACACCUGGCACAACAAGGAGAUAAAGAUGUGUGGGGCAGACUACUGCAGACCUCCCCUUGUCAACGACUACUCAACCAGCAUCAUCUCAUUUGGGGAGGAUGAGGACGGAGAGAUGUACAUGUUGUCCACAAGUUUCGCCAGUCCCACUUCUGCAUCCGGUACUGUGUACAGAAUUGUGGACCCCCAUCGACGAGGGUAA
Molecule: messenger RNA, 836 nt
Organism: Dreissena polymorpha
Lineage: Eukaryota; Metazoa; Mollusca; Bivalvia; Myida; Dreissenidae
Product: HHIP-like protein 2
Exons: 7
Coding region: 75-836 (253 amino acids)
Source: RefSeq, a predicted model, not a curated record